Messenger RNA from Helobdella robusta, 2088 nucleotides. RefSeq lists its product as hypothetical. NCBI's taxonomy places the organism in Eukaryota, Metazoa, Annelida, Clitellata, Rhynchobdellida, Glossiphoniidae. The record is from RefSeq and is a predicted model, not a curated record. The coding region runs from base 181 to 1239 and encodes 352 amino acids. Gene Ontology annotation, molecular function: histone deacetylase activity, NAD-dependent; NAD+ binding. The transcript has 16 exons.
AUGUAAACAAAUGAGUGAGAUUUUUAAUGGGGAAGGCUAUUUAAUGUCGCCGUAAUUUUUACUGAUGUCCACAUUUACGCUGAAUAUAUUAAAGAUUACAAAUAUUUGGUCGUAACGACGAUUUGCUAAUUUAAAUUUAAUUAAAUUAAGAAGAGAGUAAGAAGUAUCCUCAUACAAGGAAUGGCAGAGGGAGGCGUGGAUAAGAAGGACUCAGAAGAGGAGCUGCACAAGGAGGUGGUCGAGCUUGAUAGCAAGGAAGUCGUCAAAGAAUCUGCCUGCAACAACAACUUCCUGCAAUCCAUUGCAGCAAAAUUUAUGGGCUUGUUCAAGUCGAAGCCUGAAGAUCGUUCGUUGGUGUCGGUUGAUUUGGAUGGCGUCGUCGAGUUCAUAAGAAGUGGCAGGUGCAAGAACAUCAUCAGCAUGGCCGGGGCCGGUCUCUCCACGUCUGCAGGGAUUCCAGACUUCCGAUCUCCGGGAUCAGGCUUGUACGACAACCUGGAUGAAUACGACCUCCCAUACCCUGCCGCCAUCUUUGACCUCAGCUACUUCAAGAAAAACCCGGAACCAUUUUUCGUGCUUGCAAAGAAUUUGUUGCCUACAGAGUUGAUACCUACCCCAUGCCAUCACUUCCUCAAACUUCUGCACGACAAAGGUCUUCUCAUGAGGCACUACACGCAAAACAUCGACACAUUGGAGAGACUGGCGGGUCUGCCGAACGAGGUGCUGGUCGAGGCGCACGGAACUUUCAACUCUGGCCACUGUCUCAAGUGCAGAUCGAAAUAUGAUUUCGACUGGAUGAAAAAUAAGAUAAUGUCUGACACUGUACCAAAGUGUAUGAAGUCUGGGUGUAAAGGAGUUGUUAAGCCAGAUGUGGUAUUGUUUGGCGAGAAUCUUCCCAUGAAGUUCUUCUCAUUGUUGAUACAGGAUUUCAGCAAAUGUGAUCUGCUGAUUGUGCUGGGGACCAGUCUCAACGUCCAGCCGUUCGCUUCACUCGUUCACAAGGUUCCAAAGAAAUCUCCGCGUCUUUAUGUCAAUCUUCAAAAGACAUCAGGGAGCUCUUUCGCUUCAUGGCUGAUCGGUGGUGGGUCUGGCUUCAAAUUUGAUGAUCCCGACAAUGAAAGGGAUGUCUUCUGGAAGGGAACCUGCGACGACUGGUGCCAACUGAUGGCAAAGAAACUCAACUGGGAGUGUGAAUUAAACGAACUGAUUACGAACCAAACGACGAAAAUUAUAAAGUGAAAAAUAUUAGAACAGAAUGGACCUGUUGCUGCAAUUGAAAUCUCCUUACAAACAUUAAAUAUCUAAAAUGUCUCUUACUCCUAACUGCAACGAUAUUGAGUGUCGGGCGACCUUACCAUCCGUAACAUUCAUUGUUUGCAUUUAAUUGAAACCGCUGUCACUGAUUGUUCAUUUUCUUCAAUCGGAAUGAUGACAUUUUUUGUUAUUUUAAGUUUUUGUUGGUUUUUUUUUCUUAUCAUCAAAUAACAGGCGUUAAUUAAACUGAUUAACGCCAACAAUUCUGUAAAAUUCAUACAAUACUGUUUAUAAAUAAUUAUACAUACAUAACAUCAUGGAUAUAUACAUACAUAAUACAUACAUAACAUCAUAUUAUAUAUAUCCAUGCAUAACAUAUAUGUAUUAUAUAUAGGCUGAAAGGAGACCAUAAUUGAUGCAAUAUUUGAUAAAAUUUACCGAUGUUUUUUUCUCCACCAUGAACGCAAACGAUUUUCUUAUUAAUUUCAAUAAAUUUGGUAAUAAUUUAUUACAUUACUGUUAGAAAUAUUGAAAAGCUCAAUCGUAAACAAACAUUCAAAAGCUUAAAAUUCGGUAGUUUUUAUCAAAUAAUGCACACACACACGCACACACACACACACACACACACACAUAUAUAUAAUCUGGUAAAAGGCCAUAAUUAAUGCGGUAAUUCUUAACCACACCUUUUUAACAGCACUAUACCUAACCAAACUCUUGUCAUUAUUUAUAUUAUUAAAAUUAGAAUAUUUCGUAUAUAUUUUGUACUUUUUAUGAUACGUUUGUUGAUAAAACAUAUCAUAAGAUAUUAUUUUAACAAUAAAACAUAACACCAAA